AUGAAUUUCAUAAAGUAACUUUCAUACGUACCUUUUUUAUAUGGGACUGGAUAUCUGCCAUUAGUGCAUAGUUCUGCACCAUGUCCAUGAAUUCGUCCACACUCACGGUGGUGCACCUGUUAUUGCGUCCAUUUAUAUGGACAUAGGUUACACCCCUAUAUACUGACAACUGGACAUAUUGUCCAUUUCCGAAGAAAUGUCUCGAUGCCAUCAUUAUUUUCAAAAAAUAAAAUCUCUUGAGAUGGUCAAGCGAUUGUGAGGAGAAUAGGGUUGUAGUCUCUUUUAUAGUGCGGGGGAUCUGGAAAACGAUUGGUUUGGAUAGAAUAAUAAAAUUUUGGUAAUAUUCCACUACUUCUCCUGAUAUUACAGGAGAAGUAGUGGAAUUUCUAAUUUACAUAUUGCGUAACGGUAAAAAUUUGCAUAGAGAUGACGCUACUUUAAUCCCUAUUAUGAUAGUUGUUUACAUUGAAACCAAUUUGAUAUGUAGGUGUUUUUCCUUUAAACGGUCAUAUUAAUACGUAGAAAGCGAAUAACAAGAAAUACAAAAUCUGAAAGAUAUCGAAAUGUUACUUUUUUUUUUUUGGUGCUUGUGUGUUAUAUAUUUCGUCUUCGUGGGGCAGUGAAAUGUGCUUUACCGUCAACCAAGGUCAAAUGCUGACACAAUGGUGUUACCCAAUUAAAUCGAGGGGUCGAAGAAGUUUCUUCAAGAUUUCCGGUAACGGUAAAAUUUGUAUAGAGAUGACGCUACUUAAUGUCAAAACCGGUACAUAAGUAUUUAAACUCUGUAUUAUACUACACAGAAUAUUUAUAAAAGAGGUAAAGGAGGGGUGUUGUGGUCAAUAAAUCACUUAAUCAUAUUACGAUCCGGACCAACAAAAUCAGUGGACGCGUGUAACAUGGAUCGAUUUGACAAGAGGGGGAUUAACACUGGGUGGCUGAAACUGGGAAAACUAAAACUAUUCACAAAGAUGUUUAUCACCUAUACUAAAAAUGUGUAUGUAAAUGGGAAAGACACUUCUCAAUAAUUGCUUCCUUAAUUAAUUGUCGAUUAUGAUACAUAAUUUUUGACAACAGCAUCCCUACUCACCCUUUAACUUUAUGUCCAGCGGGGUCAGAUUUGUUACGUAAUGGUGCUGACCGAAAUAAACAUGUGUUCAAAAUAAAUGGUUGUCACGUGUUCGGAUGGUGAUAAACGGGGCAUGGGUGAGGUGCUGAGGUAAAAUUCAUACUAAUGGUACUGUUCGCUGUAAACAUUGAUCACGUGAAGAUGAGGUGAAAUGUCACACGAGGUCACUAACCCCAGAGAUGCUGAGGUCAAAUUCUUACAUAAUGGUACUGUUCGCUGUGAACAUUGAUCACGUGAUGCUGAGGUCAAAUACUUGGUAACUGGACCCAUCUUCAUCCUACGUCGAUGUUUCAGUGUACAUUCUUCACGAUGACGCUGUUAAUUCUGCUCGUACUUCUUCCACUGGUUGAAACAAGUAACUUUCCUAAAAGUUGUCAUGUAAAAAACGGAGUAAUUGAUUGUAGCGGUGUAUCCAUGCGGGAUGUGCAAGUUGAGAAAGACAGGAUAUUCCACCAAAUCCGUAGGCUGUACUUCAAGGAUGUGUUGCAUUUCUAUCUCACCUGCAGCCAGUUUCCAAAUGUUGACUUUUUAAGGAUAGAACACACGCCUUUACCUUGUGACCAUUUUCGACUGUGCGGAGGAGUCAAUAUUGUGUUGAAUAGGAUAGUGUGUGAUCGGGAUGCUACUACCACAAUGUUUCCAACUUCCGGUGAAACUUCUCCGACCACCACCUUACGGACCACAAUGUCUCCAGCUUCCGGUGAAACUUCUCCGACCACCACCUUACGGACCACAAUGUCUCCAGCUUCCGGUGAAACUUCUCCGACCACCACCUUACGGACCACAAUGUUUCCAACUUCCGGUGAAACUUCUCCGACCACCACCUUACGGACCACCUCAUCCAACACACCUGCUUCCAUAUUUGGAGAAGCAUGGAAAACCGCAUUCAUUGUAACGAUUUCCUUUGCGGCUCCAACACUUUUGAUUCUCUGCAUGAUCAUGAUUUUGAGGAAAUAUAAGAAAAACAAUAAAGACGGGUCCACAAUAGGAUUGCAAAUGAACAGUUUACCAAGAUUUACAAUUGACGAUGAAUCGGUGUGUGAAUUAAAACUAGACUAAUUUUUUCGCAGUCAUGCUGCUGAUGGUUAUGCUUGGUGGGAUAAUGUUCUGUAUGCCAAUAGUUGAUGCUAUGGCCAGAGAUGUGCGCGAACAUUUUCACAGAUUCUCGUAUUACCGUGACCCACGACGUCGAUCCACAAGGAUUCGGAGACCGCCCUCACGUUAUGGAUUCGAGUAGAAAACAAUCUUGUAGAAGUGUUAGAAAAAUCUUAUGUAUAUUUUUAAUUAUUUAAAUAUAAUUGUUGAAGUUUGUAUACGGGUUAGAAUUUACAUAUCAUAAAAAAUAUAUUUGAAAGUGUGAGUGAAGAAUCAUAUGUAUAUUUUUAAUUACUUAAAUGUAAUUGUUGAAGUUUGUAUACGGGUUAGAAUUUACAUAUCAUAAAAAAUAUAUUUGAAAGUGUGAGUGAAGAAUCAUAUGUAUAUUUUUAAUUACUUAAAUGUAAUUGUUGAAGUUUGUAUAGUGGUUAGAAUGAAUAAAAUUGUUGAAGUUUAUACGAUGUGUUUAUCGUUUAUUGAAUAAAAGUUUUUGAUCCUGGGUUAAAUUGUGUGAUCGAUAAUUCUAGAAAGGAACUGUACAACUUAAUCACCUGGACCUUUAAAGGAUAUAGAAUUACAUGGUAUUAAAAC
Molecule: messenger RNA, 2812 nt
Organism: Pecten maximus
Lineage: Eukaryota; Metazoa; Mollusca; Bivalvia; Pectinida; Pectinidae
Exons: 3
Coding region: 1412-2185 (257 amino acids)
Source: RefSeq, a predicted model, not a curated record